AUUAUCCACAGUUUCCUGUAUCCUUCGCUGUUGAACUUGCUCGCUACAAUGACCGCGUCCCGAGUUGUUACGAGAUUAGCUGGCGUUUCUGGGGCGCUUGCCGUGGCUGCUGGGGCGUACGGAGCACACGGCUUCAGACGGAGUGACCGAGAUGACUACUUGAAAGAGCUGUAUGAGACCGCAAACAAGUAUCAUUUCUACCACAGUCUGGCACUCCUAGGUGCAGCCCACUGCCGGAAGCCUGCCGUGGCUGGCACCUUACUAGUGGCUGGCAUGGGGUGCUUCUGUGGAUCCUUGUACCACCAGGCGAUUACUGGUGACCCCGGCCUCAGCAAGGUGGCACCGAUCGGGGGCACACUGCUCAUUGCUGGCUGGGCUGCAAUGAUCAUUUGAACUCUGAACUUUGACCUCUCUCUCUCUCACUCAUUUGGUAGCCUUGCACUUGAAUCCCUCAGUGUGACAGCGGAGUAUCUGGACAACUUUUGUGCAGUCUACAUUGGCCACUCAACUGUCACUGACUUUUUUUUUUUUUUUUUUUUUGACAUCCGAGUUGCAGUUACCCACAGUUCCCUAGUGUCCAGAGGGACCUGCGCUGCUUAUGUUAAUCUGGCGUAUUGUAUUCUGUUGAAGUUGACCCGUACUGAAGGUUUCAUGCCGCCUGUGUCUGCCAUGCCUGACUGCCUAGACAAGAGCGGUGGAGACGUGUCAUCUGCUAGGCUCCGGGAGGCGGGGGAGAGAGAGAGAGAGAGAGAGAGAGAGAGAGAGAGAAUGUUGUAAUGUGUGUCUUAUCACAAACCUCCGUUUCAGACGCGUCUGUGAGACGAAGAUAAGACCUCAGGAUCACAUACCCCUCCUAUCCCCUUUUUUGACUCCUCCAACCCCCCCCCCCCCCACACACACACACACACACACACACACACACACACACACACACACACACACACACACACACACACACACACACACACACACACAUACAGUACCUAUUUCACUUCACCAUGGAAAUUGCUGUUUCUUGUGUGCUGCCCACACAAAAAUAUAUCUAUUUGAUUCGUCCAUGCGUGUAUAUAUUUUCAAACUACUGUAUGUGUUUUCCCCAUGUACCCAAGAAUAAAGCUUUUUUUGAUGCAAA
Molecule: messenger RNA, 1132 nt
Organism: Sardina pilchardus (European sardine)
Lineage: Eukaryota; Metazoa; Chordata; Actinopteri; Clupeiformes; Clupeidae
Gene: tmem256
Product: transmembrane protein 256
Exons: 4
Coding region: 49-393 (114 amino acids)
Cellular component (GO): membrane
Source: RefSeq, a predicted model, not a curated record